This is a messenger RNA of Dreissena polymorpha, 8318 nucleotides long. RefSeq names its product G protein-coupled receptor kinase 5-like. Bases 161 to 1927 code for a protein of 588 amino acids. The transcript has 18 exons. Lineage: Eukaryota; Metazoa; Mollusca; Bivalvia; Myida; Dreissenidae. Gene Ontology annotation, molecular function: ATP binding; G protein-coupled receptor kinase activity. Gene Ontology annotation, cellular component: cytoplasm. The record is from RefSeq and is a predicted model, not a curated record. Gene Ontology annotation, biological process: regulation of signal transduction; signal transduction; protein phosphorylation.
CGGUGUCUUCAUUAAGCUAUCCUCAAAGCCGGAUGUAAUUCUAUAAUGAAAGUCGCCAUUUUCGCUUUACCACACCCUUGGAUUAUAAAUAAAGUGCUAUUUGGGUGAAUAGGGGUCUUAAUUGGACCCUUUUGCAGGUCCAUUAACUCCUAGUGACCCAAUGGAAUUGGAAAAUAUUGUUGCAAACACCGUUUACCUUAAAGCAAGGGAAGGUGGUGGUGGAAAAAGGAAAGGCAAAAGUAAAAAAUGGAAACAAAUCUUAAAAUUUCCACACAUAUCACAAUGCAUGGAUUUAAAAAGCAAGUUGUCCCUCACCUACAAAUAUAUUGUUACCAGCCAGCCCAUUGGUCGACUACUAUUCCGCAUGUUCUGUGAUAGGAGGCCAGAGCUCAAGCGCGCCAUACAGUUCCUAGACGAAAUUGAAGAACUCCAGAUUGAUCCUGUUCAUGACAGCUCAUAUACAAGUGAAUAUGAGUUGUCUUCAGACGAAAAGAGGUGUAAUAAAGCUCAACAAAUUUACGAUAAAUAUUUAUUGGCAGAGUCCCAAGAAUACAUCAGUCAGGUGAACGGCAACCAGGCAGUGGUAAUAAAGGAGGCCCUGCAUGAACAGCUGGCUGACAAGGACCUCUUCUCAACAUGUUGCGAACUGGUGAUAGACUACCUACAAAAGGAUCCCUUCCAGGACUUCUUAGACAGUAUCUAUUUCAAGCGAUAUUUGCAAUGGAAAUGGCUUGAGGGUCAACCUGUAACGAAGAACACGUUCCGUAUGUACCGGGUGCUUGGGAAAGGAGGUUUUGGCGAGGUGUGUGCCUGUCAAGUCCGGGCAACCGGGAAAAUGUACGCCUGCAAAAAACUGGAGAAGAAACGGAUAAAGAAGAGAAAUGGCGAAGCAAUGGCAUUAAAUGAGAAACAAAUAUUGCAGAAAAUAAAUUCCAGAUUUGUAGUUAGUUUAGCCUAUGCAUUUGAAACCAAAGAUGCCCUAUGUUUAGUGUUAACAAUAAUGAACGGCGGAGACUUAAAGUUUCAUAUACACAAUAUGGGAAUCCCGGGGUUUGAGGAAGAAAGGGCGAUAUUUUAUGCAGCUGAGAUAACCUUGGGACUGGAAAACCUACAUAAUGAACAUAUUGUAUAUAGGGAUUUAAAGCCAGAAAAUAUACUUUUAGAUGAUAAUGGUCAUGUGCGGAUUUCAGACUUGGGAUUAGCAGUUGAAAUCCCCGACGGGGAGUCAAUAAAGGGUCGGGUCGGAACAGUCGGCUAUAUGGCCCCAGAGGUGGUGAAAAACGAGAAAUACACAUUCAGUCCAGAUUGGUGGGGCCUUGGCUGUCUAAUAUACGAGAUGAUAGAGGGCAAGGCUCCGUUUCGUGCUCGUAAAGAGAAGGUAAAGCGUGAGGAAGUCGACCGGAGAGUGAAGGAGGACACAGAGACGUACUCAGCAAAGUUCUCUGAAGACUGCCGGCGGAUCUGUACUCAGUUACUGGAGAAAGAUCCAAAGCGGAGAUUGGGAUGUUGUGAGUUAGGUGCCAAAAGUGUGAAAAAACAUAUUUUCUUUAAAAAUAUCAAUUUUAAACGAUUACUAGCAGGAAUGCAGGAUCCUCCAUUUAUACCAGAUCCUCGUGCAGUGUACUGUAAGGAUGUUCUGGACAUAGAGCAGUUCUCAACGGUAAAGGGGGUGAAUCUUGACCCCAGUGACGACACAUUCUACGGCAAGUUUAACUCAGGCAGCGUCUCCAUACCUUGGCAGACUGAGAUGAUGGAGACAGAGUGUUUUAAGGAGCUGAAUAUGCUGACGAGCGAGAACGACACGCCCUCGCCAGACCUGCUUGAGGACCUCCCCCCACCCCCACCACGGGGAAACUUUCUAGAUAGGUUAUUUAGACGAAGGGGUGGAUGUGCAUCCAGCUGUUGUGGUCGGACCUCCCCAGAUUAGCCGAGAGAUACUCAGUCCUGAAAUCUACUCCAGCUCAUGUGAAAAACAGAAGCCGAAAAAUUGCUGUCUCAUGCAUGCACUGUAUUGUGAACUCUUCAAAGGGGAAGCACUCUUGUGUCACUGAACAACAGUUACCUUCCUUGAUACCAAAGGGGAAUAACUUCUGCCUCUGAAUGUUUUCCUCUGGAAUUAAAACAUCCUGGAAGUGAAAGUGUAAAAGUGUGUUUAAGUUUUGUUAUAUGUGCGUAAAUGGAAUGUGCAUUUUUAAGCUAGAAGUGCAGAAUUGUGUACCAUGUACUUUGCCAGAUUAGUUAAAAUUGUUCAUAAAUAUAUGGGUCGUGCUCUGUGAAAAGGGGGUUUAAUGCAUGUGCGUAAAGUAUUGUCCCAGAGUUGCCUGUGCGGUCCACACAGGCUAUUUAGGUACGACACUUUCUGCUUUAAUGAUAUUUUUUGUUUCAAGAAAGUCUCUUCUUAGCAAAAAUCCAGUUAAGGUGGAAAGUGUCUACACAGGCUAAUCUGGCACAGCACAUUACGCUCAUGCAUUAAACCCCUUUUCCACAGAGCAUGGUCCAAUUAUGCAUUUAGGUCUGGAUAGGUAUUGGAACAAAAAAUACAUCAAUACCACUAGUGACACUGGCAGAAUGGGAAUCCACAUAGGUGGUAGAUAUAAGGUAAAGUGGAUGUGGCUAUAGUCAGUGACAUGCGGACACAUUAAAAAUGUGAACGAGAAGUUCCCGACCCCAUCCUUUGCAACACCCAUGGGACAUCUGCCAGAAAUCCCAAGACGCAGUGGGUGGAGGUUGGGUAUAGAGGUUGCAGCAGCAGCUUUGUUGUCAAUCUUUCUGUUAUUUUCAACAUUGUGUUCCAUUAGUUAGAGUGCGUCUGAGUAAAUCAAAUUGUUACCAUGACAAAUGUUGUGUAAUUUUUGUAUGUGUGCUAGAGCAAACGACAAGUCUUUUUUCUCAUAGAUACGAGAUCAUUGGCUCAGAUUUGGUCAAGAUCUCAUGUAUCAAAUGUGGAAAUGUACCUCUGUUUGUUUAAACUUAACGUUUGUGGUCCAGUUAUUCCACACAACAAAUUUGUCGGUACUUUGCAAAUAAAAAUCCAAUAAUAUUUGCUGAACUGAAAAAUAAUCUUUUAUAGAAAUUUUAUCAUGGCUACAUAAGAGAUAUAAACACACAUAAGUACAUAUGGUUAUUGCAAAAUCUGUCUACUUUUCAAAAUUGAUCAUUUAAUUCUUCCAGUGUAUUCAUUGGGAAAACUUUCUCAGAAAAGCAUGCACUUUUGUAUUAAAACAAUAAAAAUAUAUCUACAAAUCUAAUUUUGUGAAUUUUUCAUUUUGGUUUAAUAAAUAUACCAACUAGUUGAACCCAACUGUUACUAUUUUAAACUAAGCUUUUUUAAGGUUCAGACUUUAUUUGGGCAAGUAUACCCUUGGGUUCAUCAUAUACUUGGGAAUCUCACCAGUAGCAUUUGCAACCAUUUGUUCAUCAAUUAUUGUCUUGUCCAGUAGCAUGCAUGGGAGAGUUUUUACUUCAUAUUAGGCUUGUUCCGGGGAAACGGGGCUUAAUGCAUGUGUGUCUGCAUAGGCUACUCUGGUACGAUACUUGCUGCUUUUAUGGUAUUUUUAUGUUCCCCACCACUAUAGUGGGGGACAUAAUGUUUUUGCCCUGUCUGUUGGUUGGUUGGUUGGUUUGUUCGUUUGUUUGUUAGUUUGCUCCAACUUAAACAUUUGCCAUAACUUUUGCAAUAUUGAAGAUAGCAACUUCAUAUUUGGCAUGCAUGUGUAUCUCAUGGAGCUGCUCAUUAUACCCCCAUUACCAUUGGUAAUGGGGGUUAUAUAGGAGUCACUUUGUCGGUCAGUCCGUCGGUCGGUUUGUCUGUCUGUCCCGAAAUUUCAUCCGAUAUUAACCAAACUUGGUCAGAAGUUGUAUCUAGAUGAUGUCUAGGUCAAGUUUGAAUAUGGGUCAUGCCAGGUCAAAAACUAGGUCACGGGGUCACUAAGUGUGUUUAAAACUGAAAGUUUGUCCGGACCAUAACUAUGUCAUUUAUCAUUAGAUUUUAAAAUGACUUGGUACAUUUGUUCAUCAUCAUGGGACGGUGUGUCGUGUGAAAAAAGUACGUCGAUAUCUCAAAGGGCAAGGUCACACUUGCAGUUCAAAGGUCAAAUGCUUGUCCGAACCAUAACUAUGUCAUUCAUUGUAAGAUUUUAAAAUCAUUUGGCACAUUUGUUCACCAUCAUUGGACGGUGUGUUGCGUGAAAGAAUUACGUCAAUAUCUCCAAGGUCAAGGUCACACUUAAAGUUCAAAGGUCAAAAAUGGCCAUAAAUGACCUUGUCGGGGCCAUAACUAUGUUGUUCAUUGUGAGAUUUUAAAAUCAUUUGGCACAUUUGUUCACCAUCAUUGGACGGUGUAUCGCAUGAAAGAAUUACAUCGAUAUCUCCAAAGUCAAGGUCACACUUUGAGUUCAAAGGUCAAAAAUGGCCAUAAAUGAGCUUGUCCGGGCCAUAACUAUGUCGUUCAUUGUGAGAUUUGAAAAUCAUUUGGCACAUAUGUUCACCAUCAUUGGAUGGUGUGUUGCGCGAAAGAAUUACGUCGAUAUCUCCAAGGUCAAGGUCACACUUUGAGUUCAAAGGUAAAAAAUGGCCAUAAAUGAGCUUGUCCAGGACUUAACUAUGCCGUUCAUUGUGAGAUUUUAAAAUCAUUUGGCACAUUUGUUCACCAUCAUUGGACGGUGUGUCGUGCGAAAGUAUUACAUCGAUAUCUUCAAGGUCAAGGUCAAACUUUAUAGUUCAAAGGUAAAAAAUGGCCAUAAAUGAGCUUGUCCAGGCCAUAAUUAUGUAGUUUAUUGUGAGAUUUUAAAAUCAUUUGGCUCUUUUGUUAACAUUCAUUGGACGGUGUGUCACGCAAAAGAAUUAUGUCGAUAUCUCCAAGGUCAAGGUCACACUUUUAGUUCAAAGUCAAAAAUGGCAAUAAAUGAUCUUGUCUGGGCCAUAACUAUGCCAUUCAUUGUGAGAUUUAAAAAUGACUCUGUACAUUUAUUUUGUUCACAGUCAUUGGAUGGCGUGUCAUGUAAAAGAACUCAAGAGUUCAAAGGUCAAAUUGGCUAUAAAUGAAAAUGACAUAAUAAUUCUUAAAAAUCGCCAUAAAUUAGGUUCUCUUGUUUUGUGAAGACAGGAUGAAAAAUAGUCUGUGUCAAUGUGGCAUGUGGGGGUAUACGUCACGUCUUUGACAAGGCUCUAGUUUUGAGUGGUGAAAGUUCAAGGUCAUCCUUCAAGGUCAAAUAUAUAGCUUCAAAGCGGCGCAGUAGGGGACAUAGUGUUUCUGACAAACACAUAUCUUGUUUUGUUUAAAAAAAGAUGCUUCUUAGCCCAAAUCCAGUUUUGGCUGAGUGUUGUUGACGGGGGCACAUGGACUGAGUGUUGUUGACGGAGGCACAGGCAUUGAGCUCUGUUUUCUCAUAGGGUUGCUCAUAUUGCUAGCUGUCAUAUGACAGGGAUGACUAUGCUGGUUUUUGUUAUUUAUAUUUUGUUAAUGCAAGUAUAGUUAUGUUAACUUUCUGUUUAUUGACAAUAAAUUGCAACAUUUUGUGUUAUUAAACUUGUAUGUUUUUUUUACUUGCUUUUGCAAUCAGAAGCAAGCUUUGAUUUUGUUAAUAUAUUAACUCAAUUCAGAAAGCAAGAAUAUUUCUAUAAUUGGCUUUAAUAUUUCUUGUUUAAUACCUACCUAAUUAUAAACAUAUUGUCAAUGUAGCUAGGAUAACAUUUUGGUAUACUCUAUCAUUUGUUGUUCUUUUGUGAUCUACAAUGCUCUAUGAACAUUUUUUUUCAAUUUUUAUUUAACCCAUUUAUGCAUAGCAUCAAGCAAAAAGUUCUUGGCAAACAGCGUAGACCCAGAUGAGACGCUGCAUGAUGUGGCAUCAGGGUCUGCGCUGCUUGCUUAAAGGAAUUUCUGUAAGAAAUAUUCUAAAUAUAGAAAUAAAUAUACUCUAGACAUCCCUUAUUUUGGAAAUUAAUUAAUCCAAUUUACAAGGAUGUGAGAGUCCACUAGGCAUAAAUGGGUUAACAUUAGAACACUUAACAGUUUGUGUAUGUUUGAAAGAUUAGAUACAAAGACACUACUGGACCAGUUCAUAGUAAAUAAAUAAGCAGCAUUAUGGGAAAACAGGGCUUAAUGCAUGUGCGUAAAGUACUGUCUGCUUCUAUGGAAUUUUUCAUUGAACUAAAGUCUCUUCUAAAUGAAUCAUUCUAAAUCCAGUUUUAGCGGAAAGUGACAUCUCUAAUUAGCCUGUGCGGACUGCACAGGCUGAUCUGGGACAACACUGCACAUGCAUUAAGCCCCAUUUUCACAGAGCGAGACUCCUUUCAAGAUUGACUUUCUGCUUUAUCUGCAGACAACAAUGACCAUCUGUUUUCUGACCCCAUGCUUGUUUUGAGCUUUGAUGUCUUGCCGCAUUUUCAUAUCUUCCAAGUAAAGAUAGUCGUAGAUUUGUAGCAUUGGGAAACAGUAGGUUUUAGUCUGGAACGGAUCAGAUCUCUAGUUCGAUCGAGUUUAAGCCCAGUAUUCCAAGAUCGCAUCUCAUUUAAAGAUUCACCUAGGAAGGUUAAGGCAGCUUGAGCGCUGAAGGGUCGGCCAUUAACUGAUGUAUUUUAUUCAUGAAUUUAAAACAGUUUUUAGUAUGGGGACAAGUUAUCAGGGAUGUUUAUCACCUCUAUUGAUACAUUGUAUUGAAAACAAUCAUGUGUUAAAUAGUUCUGUAAAUCCACAUCAUUUUUGUUAAGACAGUAUCCAUUUUAUUUGGCCAAUAUUGAAAGCACUUUUCUGUAACCAUCAACGCUUGCAUGUACCAUAAGUACGCGUUUAGGAAUAGACUAAAUAUUUGCUGUACAUUCAUGUAUGGAUCCUUCUAUUUUAAUGGGUUAUUUGUCUCCGACAAUACUACUGGAUUAAUUUGCGAUUGACCAUUACUAUUUGUUGUUGAAUAUUUUGUCCAUCCUGAAAGACAAUCUGUAAAAUUAUAACUCUACAUUUUACAUCAUAUUUUGUAUUAAGUGUUGCUAAUGUAGUUCAAGUUAGAGUGUCUAAACAUCUGAUGUGAAUGUUUCGUGGUUUGUUUUAUUUACAGUUUUGAGAGAGAUAUUGUAUGUAUCAUAGAUUUUACAUACAAGUUUAAUGUGGAAUAAAAAUACAGAUCAUAUAAUAUUACUAUGUUAUUUAAACAGCACAUAUAUGUCUGUUUUAAUACAUGACGAUUGCCAUAUUGAACAUUAAUCAUAGUAAUACGCACAUUUUUUAACAGAAAAAAUGUAGAUUUUUUCCGCAAAAUGUUGCGUUUUUUCAUUAAACAAUUGUAUGCCCCUUUUCUCAUAGAACAAUUUUAUGUCAUAACAUUGAUGAUACAAUAGAGGAGUCAUAAUAGAAAUGUUGUUACAUAGUAAUUAAAUAAAUAAAAAUAAAAUGCCAUGGACAUACUUAUUUUUUUCGUUCUUUUUACUUAAAUCAUUGUUUUUCUCGUUUUUGUUAUUAGCUCAUCUAUUUUUUGAAACAAAAAUUAUGAGCUAUUGUCAUCACCUUGGCGUCGGCGUUGGCGUCCGAUUAAAUUUUGCGUUUAGGUCCACUUUUCUCAGAAAGUAUCAAUGCUAUUGCAUUCAAAAUUGGUACACUAACUAACUAUCAUGAGGGGACUGGGCAGGCAAAGUUAGAUAACUCUGGCGUGCAUUUUGACAGAAUUAUGUGCCCUUUUUAUACUUAGAAAAUUGAAAAUUUGGUUAAGUUUUGUGUUUAGGUCCAUUUUAUUCCUACAGUAUCAAAGCUAUUGCUUUCAUACUUGCAACACUUAUUAACUAUCAUAAGGGGACUGUGCAGGCAAAGUUAUGUAACUCUGACUGGUAUUUGGACGGAAUUAUGGGCCCUUUAUACUAAGAAAAUUGAAAAUUUGGUUAAGUUUUGUGUUUUGGUCCACUUAACCCCUAAAGUAUCAUAGAUAUUGCUUUCAUACUUGGAACACUCGCAAAACUAUCAUAAGGGUACAGUAAAAGGACAAGUUGCAUAACUCUGGUUGUCAUUUUUACGGAAUUAUGGCCCUUUUUUGACUUAGUAACUUUGAAUAUAUGGUUAAAUUUUGUGUUUCGAUCCACUUUACUUCUAAAGUAUCAAGGCUAUUGCUUUCAAACUUCAAAUACUUUCAUGCUAUCAUGAGGUUACUGUACCUGGCAAGUUGAAUUUUACCUUGACCUUUGAAUGACCUUGACUCUCAAGGUCAAAUUAUUAAAUUUUGCUAAAAUUGCCAUAACUUCUUUAUUUAUGAUUAGAUUUGAUUGAUACUUUGACAAAACUACUCUUAUCUGACAUACCACAAUAGACUCCACCCCCCCGUCCCCUCCCCCCCGAA